This is a messenger RNA of Coccomyxa subellipsoidea C-169, 2247 nucleotides long. RefSeq names its product alpha/beta-hydrolase. The transcript has 17 exons. The record is from RefSeq and is a predicted model, not a curated record. Gene Ontology annotation, biological process: lipid metabolic process. Bases 1 to 2247 code for a protein of 748 amino acids. NCBI's taxonomy places the organism in Eukaryota, Viridiplantae, Chlorophyta, Trebouxiophyceae, Coccomyxaceae.
AUGGCAGUCUCCUGCCUGGCCCUUCUGCUGACCAUUCUCAGUUGGGGCCUUGCUCGCAUCUGGAGUGCCUGGAGCAGUGGCAAGCACUGGGGUUCAAGGAGGAGGCGGCUUGUCAUCCUGGCCCUUCUACAGACUACGGUGAAUGUCACAUUCUGGUUGACGCCGCACACGCACAUACUGGCGACGUCGUGUGGCUGGUUUGAUGCCAUCAUCGACCAUUCUGGAGUCAUCCAGUGGACCAUGUGGAACACGAUCUUCCUGACCCUGACUGUCAGCGCGCACAACAGCAAUCCCUGGCUGCACAAAGGGAAGCCGGUCUCAACAAGUCCGGACCCGCUGAUCCUGGAUGCUCCCAUUUGGUAUCAUGCCCCCAAGCUUCUACUGUGGUGCGGCUUCCAAGGCACCAUCAUCAGUGAGGCCGUUAUGGGAAAUAAAGGUGACCAAAAAGACGCGUGCAAUUGGAAGAAUUGGGAGGGGUCUUGCGCGCCCGUACUGCGCACAAAGAUCAUAAGCAUCAUCUGGGGGGUCCUCUCUGUGGGCUACUUUGUGGUCUACGUUUACUACAACACCCGCGCGCGCGUGCGACUGGAGAAGCUCCCCUACAACCGCUUCCGCACCGGCAACCUGCUCCAAAAUUGGCAGAGGCGCCAGGGGAAAUGGAUCAUGAACUUCAUGGUGGCCUCAGUGCUGACGUCCUGGUACUUCAGCUGGAAUCACUGCAGCGGGUACUUCACAACCUGGUUGGGUGUCUUCCCUCUUGAGGUGGUUGUCACAGGGGCAAUGGUGGCCAAUUCGCUGUUCAUGUUCCCCAUGCCUGCCAGCAAGGUGAACCCAGGAGUGCAGACUCUGCUCCAGGGCUUCUCCUGGAGCGAGGCCACAAGAAAGGAUGACCUGGCACAGCGGAACCUCCUGCUCGGCCCACAUGUCAAGAAUGUCAAAAAGCAGGCAAUGUUUUGCCUGGAGACAGCAGUCAAGCUGCUCACCUUCAGCUGGGUGGUAUAUGACGACACAACCCCACCUGCAGCCGAGAAGGAAGUCCAUAUUGACAUCCCUGACCCCAAAAGCAAUGACCUGCCACAGACUUUGCAAGCCAAGGAGGUGGAAGUCAUGCAAACGGGUGACACUGAAAAAGGUGACAGAGAACACAUGCGCAGUGUAUCACUUGACAGCCAGAAGGCUGCCGAAAUUGAGGAGCUCACCAGAGCGCAGCUGAUGACAAUGGCGCUGAGUUUCUAUGACUUGCAGCACACACACAUCAUCCAUGAGAAGGACCCGGACACGAAGGUGCUAGUUUCUUGGAAUAAUGACACGAUCGUGGUGGCCUUCCGAGGCACUGCCAGCCUCAAGAACGCGUGGCGGGCGGAGCAUGUGCCGAAGAGGGGUCGCUUUUGGUUGGGGCGGCGGCCGCUGGUGCACAAGGGGUUCUGGCGCUCCUGGAGCGCGCACGGCAUCGGAGACCGCGUCAUGGACUUCAUCGGGAGCCUUCUGGUAGACAGCAAGCUUCCCGCUGCAGACUGGCAUGUCUACAUCACAGGGCACUCGCUGGGGGGCGCUCUGGCAACACUGGCAGCUUAUGACAUCCAGACAGCGUUCGGGUUCAAGGACCUGCAGGUAUACACGUAUGGUGCACCUCGCACCGGCAACCACGCAUUCGCAAGGGAGUACGAGGCGCUCAUACCGGAGACCUGGCACGUGGUUCAUGACUCGGAUGUCAUUCCACGCGUGGGCAAGUUUGUGCGCAUGUACAAGCGCCCUGGGGCGCGAGUCAUCAUUGACCGAAAGGGAUCUAUCGUCGUGCGGCCCAGCGCCCUCGAGCUGCACCUGCGCCCCACGUGCCGCAGCCUGAAGGCGCACUACCUGAAGUCCUACCAGAGUGCGCUGGGAGGAGUACUGCGCGCGCAGUUCUGCCCCCUCAAGGCAUUCGUCGGCGGCCGCCGCGCAGCGCUCAGCCUCGCCGACAGCCCCCGGGUCUCCUCUUACCUCUGCUCCACAGGCUUGGACCUGGUUGCACUGAGCGAGAGUGACAGCAGUCUCGGCGAUGCGACAGACUCUGAUGCAGCAUCUGUCACUUCUGAUGACGUGCCUUCGCGAAUGCCUGCUUGGGCACAUGCACUGAUGGACCAGGUAAUGGGCACGUCCCUGGAGUCCAAUAUUGCGCGGGCGGCUCACAUCACACGGCAGCCGAGGGAUGAUCAUGAUUUGGUGACAGGCAGCAUACAGGAGAGUGCGCACAGCCUGCGGCGAUGA